Molecule: messenger RNA, 2022 nt
Organism: Dicrocoelium dendriticum
Lineage: Eukaryota; Metazoa; Platyhelminthes; Trematoda; Plagiorchiida; Dicrocoeliidae
Source: the annotation of a GenBank genome assembly
AUGGCGGUGGUGCGCGACAACGCUCGUGCUAUCGUCAUGUCUGGAACCGAAGGAAUGGAUCUGUUAGUGUCGUCGCCCGAAUACUCAACAUUGCGGGACAAUGUCCGUUCGUGGCUCAGUCCAAACUAUCCAAAUGCAUCGUUUGUAAAAGUGACGGAGGAAGCCAAAUACGGAGACAUUCUACUGGUCACACGCAACGACAAAUUUGACGUAAAUUCCACAUAUGACAAACUUGCAUCUGGCAAUCAUUCCGUGGUGAUCGGUUACAUGGGUAAUACGCAGUUCUCGAACGAUGAUGCGACGGAACUGAUGGCAAAACUCAAGGUCAAAUACUUAAUACAUGACGGUUAUUACAUGCCCAGAGACAUACCGUUGCCGGAAAAAAUUGAAUCAUCCGACUACAUUCCGCCAGAAUAUCACCUCAAAUUGGGAACAGAAAGCUGGUGGUAUUUCAAAACAAAGGAUCUUACAAUCGGGAUGUCAUGGAACGAAGCGAAAAAACCGGGGACACAAAAUGCACUCAAGGCACUCAUUGCUAAGUACCGGCAAUUUUUUGAAGAUCGCCCAAUCUGCGAUAGAAACCCGUACACCAGAAUUCCGGAACUAGAUCGAGCAUUCGAAAACUGGAACAGGCUACUGAGUUAUCAAGUUGGGUCCCGAAUUGUGCCGAUCGCUGGUUCCAUACGUACGCCCGGUGAUGUGCGUUCGAGCGAGAAGGCCACUUGCUACUCGGUCACAUUCAAUGUGAGUGUAAGUGGCAAUUUUUACCCGAUGGGUGCCUACGCCAGACCUGGAUACGCAUUCCAGUAUAAAGUACUAAACAUUUCCAAGCCGAGUCUCCAGGGCUUCCGUCUCCGAAUUAACCCUCAAACUGACACUGUGAGACAUUCGGUACUCAGACGCUGGUUCGCAAUUACCACUUCUACUGACAUGGAAAUGGAGGGUGAGUACGCUUCUGCAUUCGGAGGUCCGAUAGUGGUUCAGAUUCCUGAACCUGCAACUAUUACCAUACAAUUCAAGGACGUUUACCGUUACCCGUGGUUUGAUAUUCGGAAUCCGGAGUCAAGGAAAAACUGGGAUGUUGAGCGUCGUAAAUAUCAUGGUGUUCCCUAUGUGAUGAUAGUCGGUAAUAACAUGAUCAGCAUGAUCGAAACACCAAUGGCAACGAGGACUAACAGGGAGGAUAUGCUAUACUGCAUCAACCAAUUCGACAAUAUGGUCAAGCUAAUGCACAAUUUCCGUGGCACAGACUAUGCAACCGAUCGGCUGCAGGUAUUUGUGACCGAUGAACAAAUCUCGGCUGGUGAUGGUCAUUCGGGUUACCCGUGGAUGGGUCACAGGUAUUGGGGAAACGCUCUCGUAUCGAAGGAAGGCUUGCAACAAGGGAGACAAAUUGGGAUCCCACACGAAGUUGGUCACAAUCUGCAAGUCAACCGGAUCACGUUUAAAGAUGGCGGUGAAGUGACUAAUAACAUGUACAUCCCAGUGAUGUACAAGUAUCUGGUUGGGCUUGAUUCCUACGCCAAGGGAUUCCAACCAGGCUGGACUGAAGGGGAUGAGAAUGAUCUGUUAGCCACUUGGCGUGGCACCGAGUACAGAGGUGUGAAAGAGAGUUACUACAGUUACUUAUACAGAUACUUCACCGCGGCUCUGGUUGGUAAUGUGAUCAGCAGCGCAGUCCACUCGAACGAGGCCUUCGACACUGAGGAGAGGAAGGUAAACUUUUGGAUGAAGCAAAUCUGCAACGAGUCUAAAUACGAUCUGGUUCCAUUCAAUCGUCUGUGGAAGUUCCCAAUCACCAACGAAACAGCGCAGUUUUGUGCUCAAUUUCAAUGUUUCUUCCCUGACGACGAGCUCACGCAAAAAGUACCCAAAUUGGUGAAACAACUACUGCAUGAAUAUGGAAAGGAAUGCUUUCGUGGAAAACCAAAAGAGGUGAAAUUCAAACGUGAUAUAAUGCGUGGUAUCAACGUGUUGGAUCCACAAAUGAUCUUUCUGCAUGAGAAUAGCUGUGCCUCAUAA